AUGCUGACCAAAGUCUCCCACACGAAGCCCUACGCGGCCCUGUCCCCACUGCACCGCGAGGUCUCCCAGGCCGGGCGCACCGUCCUCAUAACCGGCGGCAACGGUGGUAUAGGCUACGCAGCAGCGUUUGCGUUUGGACAAGCCGGCGCACCGCGGGUCAUCAUCACUGGCCGCCGCGCAGACGCAACCGCGGCCGCCGCAAAGGCUCUCGAAAAGCAGCUAAUAAUAGACGGCAACAGCGGCGGCAUCAGCAGCAACACCGAGUUCGUCGGCGUGACAUGCGACAUCUCCAAGCCCGAAGAGGUAGAGCGCCUUUGGGCCGACCUAAAGGCCGACGGGGUGUACGUUGACGUCUUGGUCCUGAACGCGGCGGGCAUCUCGGCGAGGCAAAGCAUCUUCGAGCGCGGAACGGAUGGGAUCUGGACCGACUAUAAUGUCAAUGUCCGCGCACAGCUUCAGACGACGGAGCGCUUUUACAAGCAAGAAACGGGCCCGUCUGCUGCCGACAGUCCUCAAAAGUCCCUCGUAAUGUUAUCUACGGUGGCCAUACACGACUUCGACAUCAACGCCCCUUACCCAGGAUAUGGCCUGACCAAGAAUGCAGGGACUCUGCUCAUGCAAGUGAUUGCCAGGGAGAUCUCACCAGAGGCCAUGCAGAUCGUCAGCUUUCAUCCGGGCGCGGUCUUCACCCAGAACGCGAAGACUGCGGGCUGGAAAGAGGCGGACCUCGAUUGGCACGACCCGAAUCUCGCUGGCCAGUUCGCUGUCUGGGCCGCUUCAGAGGAGGCUAGAUUCUUGCAUGGCAGAUAUGUAUGGUCAGAGUGGGACUUGGACGAGCUGAAGAACGGCGAUAUUCGAAAGAGGAUUGACGAGGAUGAAAAUUUCCUGCGAAUCGGAGUUCAUGGUUUGUAG
Molecule: messenger RNA, 912 nt
Organism: Truncatella angustata
Lineage: Eukaryota; Fungi; Ascomycota; Sordariomycetes; Amphisphaeriales; Sporocadaceae
Product: short chain dehydrogenase
Exons: 3
Coding region: 1-912 (303 amino acids)
Cellular component (GO): cytosol
Molecular function (GO): oxidoreductase activity
Source: RefSeq, a predicted model, not a curated record